Coccinella septempunctata (seven-spotted ladybird) is the source of this 1118-nucleotide messenger RNA. RefSeq names its product procathepsin L-like. Gene Ontology annotation, molecular function: cysteine-type endopeptidase activity. The transcript is spliced from 3 exons. The record is from RefSeq and is a predicted model, not a curated record. Gene Ontology annotation, cellular component: lysosome. Bases 70 to 1059 code for a protein of 329 amino acids. Gene Ontology annotation, biological process: immune response. NCBI's taxonomy places the organism in Eukaryota, Metazoa, Arthropoda, Insecta, Coleoptera, Coccinellidae.
AAACAUUUCAUUCACAGAUUGUUGUUUCGAUCAGGUGAAUAGAGUAUUUCGAUAAAAACAAAAAUCAAAAUGAAAGUGGUAUUAGCCUUCUUGUUUGCCGCAGUGGUGUGUGCCCAUGCCAUACAAGAUGAUGAAGUGCUCAGGAAAUGGAGCGAGUUCCAGUCCACAUACGGUAAAACCUACAGAUCUCCCGUAGAAGCAAGGAAACGUCUGUCUGUUUUCAGAAACAAUCUGAAUGAAAUUGAACAGCACAAUGCUCUUUUCGAACAAGGCAAAACAACCUACACAAAAGGUGUUAACCAAUUUGCCGACUGGACCAGAGACGAAUUCGUCCAAUAUGUAAACAAAGGACUUGCUACCAAACCAACAGUCGUUGGUUCAAUUUUCAACAGCACCAAAGGAUUCGUUGCUCCUCAGUCAGUUGACUGGAGAACCAAGAACGUUGUAGCUGAAGUCAAAGAUCAAGGUGUUUGUGGAUCUUGCUGGUCUUUCAGUGCUACUGGAUCUCUGGAAGGUCAAUUGGGAAUGAAGGGAAAUUUGGUUUCUCUCAGUGAACAAAAUUUGGUGGACUGCUCUUGGGACCAAGGUAACAUGGGAUGCGGCGGGGGUCUGAUGACUUACGCUUUCGACUACGUGAAAGACAAUGGAAUUGAACGUGAAUCCGACUACCCUUACGAAGAAGUCGUUGCAUCGUGCAGAGCUGAUCCUUCCAAAGUAGUCACCAAGCUCUCCAGCUACGUCAACAUCCCUGCUGGAAGCGAAUCUGAUCUUCAGGAAGCUGUUGCCACCAUAGGACCCAUCUCUGUCGCUAUUGAUGGCACCGAAGAACUUCAAAUGUACGAUUCUGGAAUCUUGAAUGACAUGACCUGCAGUACCAGUACCCAGUCAUUGAACCAUGGUGUUCUUCUUGUUGGUUAUGGAAGCGAGAACGGACAGAACUACUACAUCGUCAAGAACUCUUGGGGAGCAUCAUGGGGAGAACAAGGAUUCUUCAGGUUGACCAGAAACGGAAGAAACCAAUGCGGUAUCGCCAGCAUGGCCACCUACCCUGUUCUGUAAUCACCGUCACCCUACUCUGAAUUUUAAAUUUCAAUGAAUAAAUGAUUAUUUUUGCAUUA